AUGGAAAAACAAACAAAAAGUGGCAUUAUUUAUGGCGAUCAAAACUUUUUCGUGCCGUCGCAUUUGAAUUUCGGUGCGUAUGUUCUGCAAAAACUUCUAACCCAUAAACGGGACCAAGCCGCUUUGAUAAAUGGAGCAACAGAAGAACAGAUCACGUUUGGAGAAAUAGCACAAAAGAUAGUAAAUAUAGCAUCGUCUCUUUCGCGGCUCGGUGUCAAGCAAGGCGAUGUGGUCGCUAUAUUUAGUGAAAACAGAAUUGAAUACGUAUUAACUGCAUUAGCGGUUUACUAUUCUGGAGCAAUCAUUACGUUUUUUAACAAUGCAUAUACGAAAGGUGAUUUAACACACGCCCUUAGUAUUUCAAAACCAAAGUAUAUGUUUCUCUCUGGAGAAUUAUAUAAAACGCAAUACGAAGUCAUUGAAAAUACAAAAUAUAUUCAAAAAUACGUUUUAUAUGAUGAUGUAGAUAUGCGAAGUAACUGUCUUCAUUACAAAGAACUUUCAGAGAAACAUGUAGAUAUUAAAUCAGGCAACUAUUUUGAUUUUAAAGGGACGCCACAAACAUGCAUGAUUCUUUAUUCUUCGGGGACGACAGGUCUUGCGAAGGGAGCAAAAAUAAAUCAUCUCAACUUAAUUGUAUCAAGCCAACAACCUAUGAUGACGGAUAGAGAUUUGACUCCCCUAAUGAUAGCGCCGUGGUCGAGCACAAUGGGGAUAAUUCGCAUCCUUAAGGAAAUCGCUUUUGGAAGAACUACCGUGUUCUUGCCAAAAUACAAUGAAAUACUAUAUUUAAAAACGAUUCAAAAAUACAAGAUCGGCUUACUCUCUGUAGCACCGCCAUUGAUUGUAAUGUUAUAUAAAUCAAAUAUUGUAAAGGACUUUGAUAUAAGUUCUGUUAAGAUAGUUUAUUCUGGUGGUGCACCCAUUACUCCAGAAAGUAUCCAUCAACUUAAAACAAGGUUUCCCCAUAUGAACGUUUUACAAGGCUACGGGAUGACAGAAGCAACCGGUGCUGUAACCGAAGAUUUAGACAACUCGCCGAGAGAGGGCAGCGUGGGUAGAAUCGUACCAGGAAACAUUAUUAAAAUUUCCGAUCCAAACACUAACAAAACACUAGGAUGUGGCGAACCAGGAGAAGUCCGCAUUAAGGGCUUAGUUCUUUUUGAAGGUUACGUGGGAAGGGAUAUGCAAAACGAUUACGAUGCUGAAGGGUUCUACAAAACUGGCGAUAUCGCGUAUUAUGAUGAAGACGGCUAUUUCUACAUUGUUGAUAGAAUAAAAGAGCUUAUUAAAUAUAAAGGAUGGCAAGUAACGCCGUCGGAGCUAGAGGCGGUCAUACUUCAACACCCAGCUGUUAAAGAUGCCGGAGUGACGGGGGCGCCAGAUACGUUGGCAGGGGAACUGCCUACGGCGUUUGUUGUGAAGCAAGCUAACGCUAAAGUUACCGAACAAGAAAUUAUUGACUACGUUUCUGAUAAGGUAGCACCGUGGAAAAGACUACGAGGUGGCGUUAUAUUUCUUAAAGAGAUACCAAAAACUGCCAGCGGCAAAAUUUUAAGGCGAGAGCUGCAAGCGCUCCUGUCAAAACAAAGGCCACAAAAGCUACCCGCCAGCAAAUUGUGAUCGCUGUGCGGAGUUUUAGUAUUGAAUUAUAAAUUAAUAAUUCACCAAUUUUUUCCCGUUUCAAAUUUCGCUUGGAAACGAAAUAUUAAAUCAACUGUUCA
Molecule: messenger RNA, 1724 nt
Organism: Vanessa atalanta (red admiral)
Lineage: Eukaryota; Metazoa; Arthropoda; Insecta; Lepidoptera; Nymphalidae
Product: 4-coumarate--CoA ligase 1-like
Exons: 10
Coding region: 1-1623 (540 amino acids)
Biological process (GO): fatty-acyl-CoA biosynthetic process; long-chain fatty acid metabolic process
Molecular function (GO): long-chain fatty acid-CoA ligase activity
Source: RefSeq, a predicted model, not a curated record